Oreochromis aureus is the source of this 1749-nucleotide messenger RNA. It is a transcript of the gene erh, whose product is annotated as ERH mRNA splicing and mitosis factor. The coding region runs from base 156 to 476 and encodes 106 amino acids. The record is from RefSeq and is a predicted model, not a curated record. The transcript has 4 exons. Lineage: Eukaryota; Metazoa; Chordata; Actinopteri; Cichliformes; Cichlidae.
UUUUACAACCGGAAGAGUUCUUUUUCACUUCCCCUAAGUUUUUUUUUUAGACCAAACAGCUAAAUCGCACGGGGUUCUGAGAAGUUACGCUGAAUACGAUUUUUUUUCAGUUUUGCAUAGCCAGUAAAUAGCGAGGCUUUGCGUUGAAAACAGAGAUGUCGCACACAAUUUUGCUUGUCCAACCAACCAAGAGACCAGAGGGCCGCACAUACGCUGACUAUGAGUCAGUUAAUGAAUGCAUGGAGGGUGUUUGCAAAAUGUAUGAGGAGCAUCUCAAGAGGAUGAAUCCAAACAGUCCCUCCAUUACUUAUGACAUUAGUCAGUUGUUUGACUUUAUUGAUGACUUGGCAGAUCUGAGCUGUCUUGUAUAUAGAGCUGACACUCAAACAUAUCAACCAUACAACAAAGACUGGAUAAAGGAGAAGAUAUACGUCCUCUUGCGGCGUCAGGCUCAGCAAGCGGCUAAGUCAGUUUGACAGGGGGGAUUCUUUCAUAUUGUACCAAACAUGAGGAAGAGAGAUUGGAAAAAAUUGGGGGAUGUGAAAAAAAUUGGGGAUUUUCUUUUUGGAAUUGUCAUCCUUGGCAGCGUGUGUGUGUGUUUGUAAUUUGUAAUGCAAAGCCCUUUUCAGACAUGGUUCCACCACUGUGCUUAAGUGACGGCACUUUUUUCAUUCAGACACGUAAGCUCUUUUCACACGUGCACUGCAGCCUGAAGUCUUUCUUGACAUUACCUGAGAGAGGUGCAUGUAAGAACACAAAGGUGUGAUGCAGUUGGAUUGGACAUUAAAUGGAUUUCAGCCUGGAACAAAAUUCAUGUGAUGUGCAUAGAAACUUAGUAGUCAUAUUGUGUCCUUUCUAUAGGAUAUUGCAAUCAUGCAGCUCCCUCACCUAAACCACAUGGAAGGCUUGCUUUUGUGUUACGUGUGAGAAAGAAAAGUUUACACAAUGUCCUGAUAUGCCUGUUCCAACAUUUUAAGUUUGUGUGUGACAACGGCUAUACUGGCAAAAGUGUCAUUGAUCUCGCAGGACAUUUGCCAUACAUGAAUUCAUUUGUAUUCAUUACCUUUUGAAAGUAAUACAUUUAAAAAAACUAAUAAGGUUAGUUAUUUAAUUAUGAAUCUGACAUGUGCCAUCAAAUGGCUUAAAAGGACUACAUGUAUGAAAAGGGCUUCUUUCUUCUUUUUUUUUUCUUUGUAAAGACUGCAUUGCCCAUUUAACAAAGGGAAUGUUUUCACAUCAUACUCAUUGGCAAAAGAGGCUUGGAAAAAAUGGGGUGAAAUUGUACAUUUUGGGCUUUAUACUGAAAAAUUGGGUCAUGGUUGGGAACCUGCAUGUUUAUAAGUUGUUACACUAUGAUGAGAAGAAUGGGCUAAGCAUGGAGAAAUACUCCACGGGGUAGAAAAACUUUCUUUGUGUGUGUUUUUCAGUUUCCUUAAAAGUUAUGUGAAUUUUAUUUUAUUUUUUUCCCUAUGUACAUUUUCCUGGGAGGUUGAAUUUCAAGACGUUGUGGACUUUGAAAGCAGCCGUUUUAUUUUUGAAGUAGAUCAGUGGCUGAAGACUGAUGAUCACAUGACAACCCAGGAGAUUUGUUACUAUAAUUAAUGGAAAGUUUUGAGUUUUCAUUAUGUUUUAAAAGCCUACCAUUGUGAUAUAAAACGUUUUUGUAAUCCUGUUGUUUUGCAUAACAUCUGAUUUCAACUCUCCAUUUCUGUUUUCUUUUAUUGAAAUAAAAUAAACGAUUGUUUCUGA